Molecule: messenger RNA, 2379 nt
Organism: Penicillium antarcticum
Lineage: Eukaryota; Fungi; Ascomycota; Eurotiomycetes; Eurotiales; Aspergillaceae
Product: SWI/SNF chromatin-remodeling complex subunit SNF5
Exons: 2
Coding region: 1-2379 (792 amino acids)
Biological process (GO): regulation of transcription by RNA polymerase II; chromatin remodeling
Cellular component (GO): nucleus; SWI/SNF complex; nuclear chromosome
Molecular function (GO): transcription coregulator activity
Source: RefSeq, a predicted model, not a curated record
AUGCCAUCCCCUGAAAUGACAGGUGGCCCAUUGCAAUUCGAGCAAUCUCCGAGAGACCCUCAAUCGGGUUCUCAGCACGGCUCCGGCGCGUCGGACACAGGGGAACUAGGUGACAGCAUUGACUUUGGAGCCCAGUCAAACGGUCAAACACCAGACACAAUCGCCGAAGGAAAACAAAGCGCAAAAGCCAUGCUAGCUGCUUCAGGGGUCUCGGCAUCGGAGGGUAGCGAGGGCUCCAACGGUACCGCUCGUUCGAAUGGAAACAGCUCCACAAGAAACCAAUCGCGCGACGGAUCCGCUGCACGCUCGACAGAGGUCUCUGGUGCCAUGCCCGUUCGUGCUCGCGAGACACCACUUGAUAAGAUCCUUCUUGAGCAAUAUGUCGAUCGCGAAUUCCAGCACGCUGCAGCUGGUGCCUGGCAAAAUCCCGGCCUUGAUCUACAAAAGAACAAGCGGGCAGAGCGCGACUAUUAUUUAGCAGUACGACGUGAAAACCAGAUGAACCCGGCUGCCCUAUAUGGAGUGGGCUACGAGGGAUUUGGAAACCCACGCACCGAUCUUCGCAACCAACAUCCUCAACUUAUGUACCCCGUCCACCGACGCCGACCAGGAAACCGGAAGACGCGAGAACUCCGAGUCUCACGACGCGAUGCAAAGAUUCAAAGCGAGCAGACGGAGGAUCUCGUACCUAUUCGGUUGGAUAUCGACUGGGACAAGGUCAAGAUCCGCGAUACCUUCACCUGGAACCUCCACGACCGAAUUGUAUCCCCGGACUUGUUUGCUGAGAAGCUAGUGGAGGACUUGGGUCUUCCAUUGGAGUCCUCUGUCCCUCUAGCGCGAAUGAUUUCCCAGAGCAUACAGGAGCAGGUGAUGGAUUAUUACCCGCAUCUUUCCAUUCAUGAAGAUCCCCUCGAUGAUCAGCUCCCCUACAGCGCAUACAAAAAUGAUGAGAUGCGCAUCCUGGUGAAGCUGAACAUCACCAUCGGUCAACAUACACUCAUUGAUCAAUUUGAAUGGGAUAUCAAUGACCCCAAUAACUCACCCGAAGAGUUUGCCAUGCGCAUGACGGAUGACCUGUCUCUCUCGGGGGAGUUCACUACCGCCAUUGCACACUCAAUCCGCGAGCAGUCUCAGCUCUUCACCAAAUCCUUGUAUAUUGUUGCUCACCCCUUCGAUGGUCGCCCUAUCGAGGACCCAGACCUGCACACCUCUUUCCUUCCUACUCCCGUAUCUUCGGCCUUCCGACCAUACCAAUCCGCCAAAGAGCAUACGCCUUAUCUUUACGAGCUGAAUGAGGCAGACCUCGAACGCACCGAAAUCUCUAUAUCUCGAGAGCAGCGCCGUCAAAAGCGAUCCAUUAACCGACGCGGCGGCCCGGCUUUGCCAGAUCUCAAGGACCGGCAACGCACGAUUCGCACAAUGAUUGUUUCAUCUGUGAUUCCCAAUUCAGUCGGUUCCUUCGAAGAAAGCAACGUGGUCAAGCGAACUGGCUCUGGCCGCCGCCGUGGAAUGACUGGACACCGGGAUGAUGACUCUGAUGAAUUUGAUAGCGACGAUUCUUCUGUUGGGUCUCCGGCAAUUGGUCCCAACCUCGCACAAGGGACCGCUCGCACGAGAGGCAUGCGUGGUGCGGCAAGUGCAGCUCAUGCGGCCCUUCGGCAAACCCUGGGCCAAUCCGCGACCCCUGAACCAAUGGCAUACGAACCUCGCGUCUCAUCUCGACGCCAGCAAUACCGAGAGGAAAGUGUAGAGGAGCCGCCCGAAAAGUUGGUGGUCAGACUGAGGAUGCCACGAGAUAAGCUUGUCGAUUUGAGAAACGGAAAGCGAAUCUAUCCCUUCCAAUCUGGUUCCCAGCGAGCGAUGGCACCUCCAAUCGAUAGAUCCCGACUUCAUGUUCAACCGCGACCGCAACAAACCGGAGCUGUUGAUGCCCCGAACCCCCCGCAACCUGGUGUCUCUGGCCCCCCGCCACCCCCCUGGCUCGCAGUUGGUCUUCAAAAACUCAAACAAUCCCAUCCCAAUGACUCAUUUGAAGGAGUGAUGCGAUACUCCGCCGUCGACACCGAAACCCUCGCCCCAGUGGCCAACCCUAACAGUCUCUCGGACGGCCAGAAAGUCAAAUAUCAAUACCUUCCCCGAAUCCGCUGCCACGAUUGUCCAGGAAAACUCUACACCCCAGGUCCUGGCAUGACAGUGGACAAUUUCGAAGUCCACCUCCGCAACAGGCAGCACAAGGAGCGCGUCGAAGAGCGCAUCAAGAGCGUCGGCGGUGAUGUCAGCCCUGCCCCCGGAGCCAGAACCUCCACAAGCGCAAGUCCCGCUCCAGGAGCCUAUGGAAUGCAUGGUGCUUCUCCCUCUCCAGCUGGGCCUCAGCCAUAG